This is a messenger RNA of Lucilia sericata (common green bottle fly), 1219 nucleotides long. RefSeq names its product septin-1 (gene Septin1). Gene Ontology annotation, cellular component: microtubule cytoskeleton; cell division site; synaptic vesicle. The transcript has 3 exons. The annotation marks the transcript as partial. The record is from RefSeq and is a predicted model, not a curated record. Gene Ontology annotation, molecular function: GTP binding; molecular adaptor activity; GTPase activity. Lineage: Eukaryota; Metazoa; Arthropoda; Insecta; Diptera; Calliphoridae. Gene Ontology annotation, biological process: regulation of exocytosis; cell division; cytoskeleton-dependent cytokinesis.
UUUUCCAGCAUUGAAACCCCCGGCUAUGUGGGCUUUGCCAAUCUACCCAAUCAGGUGCAUCGUAAAUCAGUGAAAAAAGGUUUCGAAUUCACCUUAAUGGUAGUGGGUGAAUCGGGUUUGGGUAAAUCAACUUUAGUGAAUAGUUUAUUCCUAACAGAUCUGUAUCCGGAACGUAUUAUACCCGAUGCCAUAGAAAAACAAAAACAAACUGUCAAAUUGGAAGCUUCCACAGUAGAAAUCGAAGAGAGAGGCGUAAAACUGCGUUUGACGGUGGUGGAUACACCCGGUUUUGGUGAUGCCAUCGAUAAUGGUGAUAGUUUUAGUGCCAUAUUGGAGUAUAUAGAUGAACAGUAUGAACGUUUUUUGCGCGAUGAAAGCGGUCUGAAUCGACGCAAUAUUGUGGACAAUCGUAUACACUGUUGUUUUUAUUUUAUAUCACCUUUUGGUCAUGGUUUAAAACCCUUGGAUGUGGAAUUUAUGAAAAAAUUACACUCUAAAGUCAAUAUAGUGCCCGUCAUUGCUAAGGCCGAUUGUUUGACUAAAAAGGAAAUUUUACGUUUAAAAUGCCGCAUUAUGCAGGAAAUAGAAGAUCAUGGCAUUAAAAUCUAUCCACUGCCUGAUUGUGAUUCCGAUGAAGAUGAAGACUAUAAAGAGCAGGUUAAACAGCUCAAAGCCGCUGUGCCUUUUGCGGUAUGUGGUGCCAAUACUUUACUCGAGGUUAAGGGCAAAAAAGUGCGAGGACGUUUAUAUCCUUGGGGUGUGGUGGAAGUGGAAAAUCCAGAACAUUGUGAUUUUAUCAAAUUGAGAACCAUGUUAAUAACCCAUAUGCAAGACCUGCAGGAGGUUACCCAGGAAGUGCACUAUGAAAACUAUCGUUCGGAUCGUUUGGCCAAGGGCAUUAAGAGCAAGGAGAAUGGCAUUAAACCCGAACGUGAUUCCCUAGUACCCACCCAAAUAGUGGUGAACAAUGUUUUGAAUGAAAAGGAUCGAAUAUUACAGGAAAAAGAGGCCGAGCUAAGGCGCAUGCAAGAAAUGUUGGCCCAUAUGCAGGCCAAAAUGCAAGCGCAGCAAUAGAGUUUAUAGUUUGACGACACACUUUAUAUAUAGACAAGCACCUUUUUUUGUAUUAGUUUUAAGUCACGAAGAAAAAUGGUGCCGAUUUUUUAUAAUUUUAAAAAAAGUUUUGAUGUUUUUUUCAACAUCAAUAAGUUUUUUUUUU